This is a messenger RNA of Drosophila takahashii, 11831 nucleotides long. The record is from RefSeq and is a predicted model, not a curated record. NCBI's taxonomy places the organism in Eukaryota, Metazoa, Arthropoda, Insecta, Diptera, Drosophilidae.
GAAAAAUAUUAAAUUCAAGUUAAAAUCGUGACAAAAACUGAUUAUCAUGGAUUCUCACGGAUUUUUUCAUCGCGGAUUUAACCAUCAUUCAACGUCUAACGGUUCGAAAUGGACGUCGACGACUGGAUGAUAAAAACACUAAGUAAACUUCUUUUGUUUUUACCUCUUUUUUUUCGGUGUCUGCCUUGUGAUAGAGCGAAAGAGAGGGGGCGAGAGUGAGCGAGCGAGAGGCCGAGAGGCGAUUGAAAAAAAAGUGUGCAAGAGCUGUUAAUUAAUGGAAAAAUUCGUUUCGUUUGCGUUGUCGUGUUUUUCGGUUCGGUUCGUUUAGAGGAUUAAAAGCAAAAUUAAUAACAAAAAAAUACAAUAAAAAAAUACAAGAUAUUAUAUAUUAAAUGCCACACACGCACACACACAUAUCACCAUUACCGAAGAAUUACUUUUUUCGAAAGUGUAAAAUAUUUUUUUUUCGAUUUUUUUUAUUUUGCGUAAAGUGAAGUGAUUUAUGAUAUGAAAUAUGAAAUCCAAGCAAAAAAUUAUAAAUAAUAUUUAGUGCUGAAAACCCCCCGUUUUUACUUGUCAUUCCAGAGCAGUGUGUGUAAAUAGGAAAAAGAAAAAUCAAGAGAAUAAAUAUAAAUAUUUAUAUAUAUAAUUAAUUAAUUAAUUGAUUUAUAUUGUGCAAAAAGAAAAGUGCAGCCAAAAAAGCGAGAGAAAAAAAAGAAAAAUGCAGUCGCAUUAAGGCAACUGUUGUUGCCCCAGUUGCAGCAACAACAGCAAACCGAAAAAAGCAACUUCAAAAGUUAUACAAAGUUAAGCUUGAAGAGUUACAAAUAAAUAAUAAAUAAAUACAAAAUAUAUAUAAAGUAAAAAAAUCCUAGUGCUAACUUUAAAGCGAAAUUUUUUUGUGGGGCACUUCCGAGAGAAUGUCGCAGUGCAAUAAUGUUGCAACUGUCGACAGCAGCAGCAACAACAGCAGCAACAGCAACAGCAGCAACAGCAGCACGUUAACACUAAACAAAUCAAUCAAUUCUGCGGCCAACAACAAGUGUUUAAGCUAAAAGAGUUCGGCAUGAAAUGGAAGCAGCUAUACGCUCCAUUUCAGUGCAGGUCGGUGCUCCGCCGCCCACAAACAACAGCAGCAGCAACAACAACAACAGCAGCAGCAGCAACAGCAACAACAACAACAGCAGCAGCAACAACAGCAACAGCAGCAGCAGCAACAACACACCCAACGGUGCGCAGCAGCAGCAGCAGCAACAUCAGCAGCAGCAGCAGCAACAUCAUCAGCAGCAGCAGCAUCACCAGCAGCAACGGGUUGUUGCCAGCAGCAACCAGCAACAACAGCAGCUGCAGCAGCAACAGCAGCAGCAGCAGCAUGAUAAUGGACCAACGUCCCAUCAUUUGCAUCAAUCAUCUAUCAGCAUCUCUAAUCAGCAGAAUAAAGCAACGCAACAGCAACAGCAGCAGCAACACCAAAAGCAACAACAGCAACAGGCUGCCAACAUGUCCGCGUAUCAACAACGCCUGCCAUCAAAUGCAGCAUCGCUUCACAGCCCCCACUGGUCGUACAGGGGCCUCGAGCAGCUGCCGCAGUAUGCCAAGCAGGUGGCGCAGCUGCAGCAGCAUCAGUCGCAUCACCAGCAGCAGCAGCAACAGCAACAGCAGCAGCAGCAGGAGCAGCAACAGCGCACCAGCCUGCAUCCGCAGAUCCACCACCACCACCAACAGCAGCAGCAGCAGCAGCAGCAACAGCAGCAGAUGCAACAGCAGCAGCAAUCCUCGAGAGCGGCGGCCAGUCCUUUGUCACCACCUCGUCCUGGAAAUCCUGGCAGCGGCAACAGCAACAGCAGCGGCGGCGGCGGCAGCAACAGCAGCAGUGCAGCAGCGGCAGCAGCAGCAGCGGCAGCCGCAGCGGCGGCCGUCAACACGGGCUAUGCGCCACCGCCCCCGCAGCAUCGUUUCAUCCAGAAUCCGGGCUACAGCAUUGCCCCGGCGCCCACCUACCGUGAGAAUCCCUACUCGCGUCACACGCAAAUUCAGCAGCAGCAGCAGCAACAGCAGCAGCAGCAACAGGCGGCAGCCUCGAUGCCCGAAUAUCAGAGGGCGGCAGCUCGAGCGGCUGUGGCUGCUGUCUCGACGGGCAAAGGCCAAAGUUCCAACAGCAGCAGCAGCGGCGGAGGAGGCGGAGAAAGAGGAGGUGCCGGCGGAUCAGCUCCUCCGGGCGGCGGCGUCGUUCAGGUGUCGCAAUCCAGCGGAGUUUUGGUCAUGGAAGCCAUGCCCCAUUAUGCCAGCCAACCAAAUAGUAAUCCCUCCCAGCAGCAGCAGCAGCAGCAAGGCAGCAAUCCCAGUGGCGCGGGAGCAACAAAUGCCGCCUCCUCCGCUGCCGGCAGCAUAAUGGUCGGGAAUCUGGGGCGCAUCCUGAUGCCCCAUCCGCAGGCUCUCCAAUACACCAGCGAGUACCUGACCAAUGCCACAGCGGUGGCCGUUGCUGCGGCGGCGGUUAACCAGCGACAGCAAUUGCAGCUGCAGCAGCAGCAGCAGCAACAUCCGCCCGAGCCAUUUGGCGGCCAGCAGCCGUACAAGAAGCAACGGCUCAGCGAGGCCAAUGCCAGCAACAUGAAUCACCUGCCACCACACCCGCAGCAGCAGCAGCAACAUCAGCAGCAGCAACAGCAGCAGCAGCAGCAACAUCAGGCUCACCAGCAACACCAGCGAUCCUCGCCAGCCCAACAGCAGCAGCAGCAGAUGAACAGCAGUCGGCAGAGUCACAAUGACAUGUGCCGACAAGUGGUCACCACGCCAAUGGGAAUGCAACUCAAGGUGGAGACACUGCCCCAGCAGCAGCAGCAGCAACAGCAGCAACAGUUGCAGCAGCAGCAGCAACACCAACAGCAGCAGCAGCAGCAACAUGCCUCGCAAUCCCAGGGACGAAGCCAAGCGGCGGUGAGCAGCAUGUCCUCCGGUGGAAGCCAACCCGUGGGCACCAUCACCGUUUCCACGGCAGGAUCCUCGUCGGGGAGUCACAGCGGCAAUGUUGCCGGCGGAGCGGGGGCAUCGGGAAGCAGCGGAGCGGCCAGCACAGAGGCCUAUCAUCCGCAGGUGGAGGCCAUUUCGCCCACUCUGCCGAGCGACAGUUCGAUCGAGGAGCGCGGAAGGACGAGCGCCAAGGAGGACCUACUCAUGCAGAUCCAGAAGGUGGACAACGAGAUCAAGUCCGCCGAAACGACGAUGGAGACGCUGCGCAAGAAGGAGAAGUCUCUGAUGGAGGAGGCUGCUCUGGCCAAGGAACAGAAGGUUGCCUCUCAAAAGGAACAACAGGAUCAGCAGGAGGAUCAGCAGCAGGAGGAGGUGGUGGAGCUGGCCUGGCGCAGUCAAAUGCUGGCGGAGAAGAUCUAUGCGGCCAAUCGGAAGACGGCCAGUGCGCAACAUUCCAUGCUGCAGAAUGCAGCGGCCGAUGAAUCCUCUCCAGGAUCUCUAGCCGGUCGUCCCUGGCUGCCUUUGUACAACCAACCACUCGAUGUGGAAGCACUCACCCUGCUGAUCCGCCAGCACCAGAAUCAAGUGCGUGCUCCCCUGCUGCUGCACAUCAGGAAACUGAAGGCGGAGCGAUGGGUUCACAACCAGGGACUGGUGGAGAAAUACCUCAAGGAGCAGGCCGACUGGCAGCGCCGAUGCGAACGCAUGGAGGCGAGCGCAAAGAGGAAGGCGCGCGAGGCCAAGAACCGCGAGUUCUUCGAGAAGGUCUUCACGGAGCUGAGGAAACAGCGCGAGGACAAGGAGCGCUUCAAUCGCGUCGGUUCGCGCAUCAAAUCCGAGGCCGAUCUCGAGGAGAUCAUGGACGGUCUGCAGGAGCAGGCGCUCGAGGACAAGAAGAUGCGUUCGUAUGCCGUGAUACCGCCCCUGAUGCACGAUUCCCGCCAACGGCGAUGCGCCUAUCACAACGAAAACGGACGCAUCGAGGAUAUGGUGGCGGUGCAUCAGCAGCGCAAGGCUCUUAACAUGUGGACAGCCGGCGAGAAGGAGACGUUCAAGGAGAAGUACUUGCAGCAUCCGAAGAACUUUGGCGCCAUUGCGGCCAGCCUGGAUCGCAAGUCGCCGCAGGACUGCGUACGCUACUACUACCUCAGCAAGAAGACCGAGAACUACAAGCAGUUGCUGCGCAAAUCCCGCCAGCGCACGCGCAGCUCCCGCAAUCCGGCCAAAGCCCAGGCCGCCCAGCCGCAGUGCAUCAUUGAUUCGAUGACGACGGGCGUGAUGACGCGACUGCAGCGCGAGCAGCAGCAAAAGUCGGGCAAUCGAUCUUCAGCGGUUGCGGAGCGGGAAAGAGCGGCCGAAAGGGAAAGGGUGGCCGAGAAGGCGGCUGCCGAUGCAGCAAAGGCGGCGGAAAGUGCCGCCGAAAAGGCAAGUGCGGCUAGCAAGGCCGUUGAGGCGACGGCCGCCGGUGAAAAGGUGGCCAAGGCGGCAGCAGCAGCAGCGGCGGCAGCGGCAGCAACAACGGAUAAAACGGAAGCCUCGGGCAAAAGCGAAAAGAGUGCGGCAACUCCGGCAGAAACACCUGCAGUAGCAACACCACCACCACCACCAGAGAUCUCAGCGAGCAAGGCAGCCGCCGGCGAAGAGGAGGCAGCGGCGGCCACCGCGGGAGCAGCCACUGUGGCCACCACGGGCAUCGCGGCCAGCGGAGCCAGUGCAGCGAGUGCGGGCGAGGCGACAACGGCCACGGGAGCCACGGCAACGGCGGCGGCCAAGGGAGCAGGGAAGCCGGAAACAGCAAACGAACCGGCGGGCAGUGCGGCCAAGGGAGCGGAUUCCCGGCUAGAAGUCAACAAUGAACCGCUGGCCAAGGCAGCAGCUACCAAUAACGCCAGCAACAGCAGCUCCAGUGCGGCGACUACCGCUGCACCGGGCGUAACCUUGAAUGGCUUCAAGCCGGGCUACCAAACGGUGGUCAUGAAGCCAACAGUCGAGGAUUCUGCGAGUGGUGGAGGUGCAUCUGCAGUGACGAAUGCAGCGGGAGUGGGAACUCCAACGACGACGACGGGCGGCGGUGAUAAGAUCAACGCCAAGACAAUGCCGCCAGCCAGAGCUACUCCGAAUUCCACAUCCACAGCCUCGACGGAAAGUGGAUCUGCUGGUGGUGGGGUGCCCACCUUUGCCCACACCGCCACCACGGCGGGCAACUAUCUGGGCCAGAAGCUGAAGGCCGCCCAGGUCGAGGGACUGGGAGCUGGCAAUGAACUGCACUCGGAUGUUAGUGAAUCCAAGAGGAAGCGCUUCGAAUUGAAUUCUGGCGAGGCGAGCGGAGGAAACAACGCAUCAUCUGCGAAUAGCAACAGCAACAUUAGCAACAGCCACAGUAUAAAGGCCAAUGCCAAGGAUCCAACGAUGGCCAAGACAUCGUUGCCAUCCGCGUCAUCGGCAUCGGUUGUUACAUCCACGCCAUCGGCAUCCUCAUCCUCAUCCGGCUCCAUGCUGCUAAUCAGUGCCGCCUCCAUCAUGUCUACCGCAUCGGGAGCCACGUCCUCGAGCACGGCGACCACCACGGCCACCGCUCCGGCGAUCUCUAUGCCUUUGUUGGCCGAUGGCAGUGGCAAUUUGAUGGUCAACGCCUCCGAGGUCCUCGCCCUCGAUGGCAAAGACAAACUGGCCAGCUGCUUUGUGUGCAAGGCGGAGGCGUGUCCGCGCACCCGCCCCCUGAAGAAGGGGCGUGGCCAGCAGUACGGCAUCCCGGACGACUCGAUUCCGGCGGGAGCGAGGGUCUGCAACAGCUGCCAAUGCAAAUCGGUGCGCAGCCGCUAUCCCAACUGCCCGCUGCCCACGUGUCCCAAUCCCAAGGAUCGGGCCCAGCGCCUCCGGAACAUUCCCUCGCGACUCUUCGAGCUGCCCUCGGAGGUUCGCGAUCCGGUGAUGGCCGAGUUCCAGAUACCGCCGCACGCCACCCGCUGCUGUUCGGCCUGCCUGAUGCGCAUCCGCCGCAAGCUGGAUCCCCAGCUGAAUCUCACGGAUGGCUCCUCUUUGGGGGGAGGAGGAGGCGGAGGAGCGGGCAGCGGCAGUGGAGGCGACGAGACGGAUGUCUCCACCUCGUCGUGUGAUGAAAGGGAGCCUGGCGGCUCGGAUACGGCAUCGGUGGAGAGUCCCGAGAAUCUCCAGCGACACAAAUCCUUGACGCUGGUCAAGCAGCAGCAGCAGCAGCAACAGCAGUUACAACAGCAGCAGCAGCAGCAACAGCAGCAGUUGCAACAGCAGCAGCAGCCACUAUCGCAACCCCAGCCACCGCCUGCUCCGCAACAAAAGGUGGUGACCACUCCGCGAGGAGGAGAUGCACCACUGAUAAUCACACCCACACGCAAGGCGGGAUCGGGAUCGGCGACCGGGGGCAAUGACAACGAUCGCCUGCUGCCGCCCGCCGCUGGACAGGCGCCGAAGAAGCAGAAGACCAGCGAGGAGUACGAUUCGUCGGCCACCGAAACGGCCGAUGAGGAGAAUGAGAACUCGCCCGCCAAUCGCCAGAGUCCCAAGGUUCUCUUCCACGGCAGCCAUGGUCAUGUGGCCAAUAAUGUGUCCAAUCUCCAGCCGCCGGUUUCGGGAGUUUCGGGAGGAGCAGCUGCAGGAGGAGGAGGAGCAGCUGCCGGAGGAGGAGCACCUGGCCAGCAGGUCAAUGGACCGAUAAGCAUGCGACGCGAGGCGGUCAACAAUGUGCAGGAUUGUGUGUUCUCGGUGAUUGAGCGUUCGCUGAAGCACAAGGGACCGCAGCCGAAGGGGGGACAAGGUCAGCAGGGUCAAGGUCAAGGUCAGGGACAAGGACAAAGCCAAUCCCCCUCCCAACAGCAACAGCAACAACAGCAACAAUCUGCUAAUAACCUGGAACGCAAGGAGCUAACAAUCGUAAGGGAAUAUCGACAGGAUCCUACGGCCAUUCUAAAGCAGCAGCAAACUGCAGGAGGAGGAGGAGCAGGAGCACCACCACCGCCUUCCUCCUCCAGUAAUCUACCACAUGGAACCUCCGUGCAGAAGCUACCAUCUCGGCCAGCUGCAGUGCCUCCGCCGGCACCGCCACCAGCUCAUCCGCUGACCCCAACGAGCAGUGGGAAUAACAAUGGAACGAGCGAUAGUUUGGCCACCCUUUCGGUGGUCAACUCUCACCUGGGCAACGUUCACCCGGCUCUAAUGGCCCAUUCCUCGGCAGGCGGAGGAGUAAGUGGUAUCCCCGGAUUACCUGGAAUACCCGGAAUCGGUGUGGACAAGGCCACCAUUACGCCGGUGGUCAAGAGCAGUGGUGGUUCGUCGAGUGGUUCAUCCAAGAGCGGAGCAACGCCCACGCCGCCAGAGACGAUUAUUUACAAUGUGCCAGCGGCGCAUCCGCAACGAGGGAUUCCACCGCCGCCGUCGCAACACUCGGUGCAUCCAUCGCAUGGUCAGCAUCCCCAGCAUCCGCAGCAUCCUCAGCAUGGUCAGCAUAAUCAGCAUCCCCAGCAUAAUCAGCAUCCGCAGCAGCAGUUGCAGGUUCCCGAACCAGAGCCCCAAACCCUUGACCUCAGCAUCAAGAAGCCGCCGCGCGAUGGUCACUCACCGCACACGGGUGGAUCAUCGGCAGCAGCAGGGGGAUCCAGCAGCUCCUCCUCCACUUCAUCCUCUUCAGCGGAUCGCCAUCACGGACCGCCGCCGCCAACGAUGUCAAUGAAGCAUAUUGUACGCUCAGCCAACAUGUAUCGCGGCGAAACAGUGAGUGUUCCCUCGCUGGCGGCGCCCAGUUCGUAUCUGUAUCCCACUCCACCGCAUGGAGUGCUCAAGGCCACCGGUGGCGUGGGUGUGGUGCCCGGUGUGAUGCCAGGUGCGAUUCCAGGAAGCGCUCUAUACCUACAACCUGUACCGGUGCCCGUGCCCAUUUCGAUUUCGGGGCAGGGACAAUUGCCUCCUAGAGCUGGACAACCGCCGCCGGCGCAACCGCCAUCGAGCAGAGGUGGUGGAGUGGCCAAGGUGCCGCCCAAACUGAGUCCACAUCACCUGCAGCAUCACGGCCACUCGCCGUCGCAGCAGCAGCAGCAGCAACAAGCGGCUGCCCAGCAACAACAGGCGGCUGUCCAACAGCAACAACAGGCGGUUGCCCAGCAGCAAUUGCUGGUGAAGAGCGGCUCCAUCACACACGGAACCCCCGCCAAUGCGGCCCAGCAGCAGAUACAGAUCGUUCAUGCAGCAGCGGCGGCAGCAGCAGCGGCGGCGGCCUCGUCCUCCCUACUCAGUCCCAAAUUCGAGGGACUCGUAAGGCAGACGACGCCCGAGGGCGUGGGAAACGUGCCCGGUGGCUCAGGCAACAAGCAUGGCUCCAUUACGCAGGGCACACCGCUCCAUAUGCCUCCCCAUCAUCUGGAGAGCAAGCGGGCCUACGAGAGCUACUACAAGAGCUCACAGCGUCAUAGUCCCGCCCAGCAGCCGGGCGCCAGUCAGCAGUUGCCGCCGCCGCCGCAGCAAUCGUCGCCGCAGGCGCCACCGCCACAGGGCUACGGAGUGGGCGUGAGCUCACCCUACGCCCGGUCGCCAUUCAGCGGAGUGGUGGAGCAGGCACCGGUUUUGAGUACGCGACAAAUAGUGAUGCACGACUACAUAACCUCGCAGCAGAUGCAGGGACAGCAGCAACAGCAGCAGCAGCAACAGCAGCAGCAGCGCAACAUGUCGCGCGGCAGCAGUGCCAGCGGGGGCGGCGGAGGAGGCGGCUCCGACAAGGAGUCACCCUCGCCGCGGAACAGCGUGGGCAGUGGCGGAGGAUUCGCCUAUGGCGGGGAGAAGGAGUCGGCGCCACGCGGAAGACCGGAGUACUCCAGUCGGGCGUCGCCAGCAGAUCAUGCCAAUAGCACUCCAAGUCCGCAUCGCACGCCGCCACCCCAACGGCAAGGCGUAAUCCAGAGGCACAACACGGGCUCCAAACCGCCCUCUCCGGCAGCUCCGCCACCGAGGAGCAUGCACAUUGUGUCCCCCUAUCAAUAUGCUCCAAGUGGUCACGAUGCUUUGGCCUCGUUUGUGGACGUGGCCGUCCAGCAGCCGCAGUUGCCGGUGCCGUCGCAAAAGGAUGACAAGUCGCCGGGUGCGGCGCCUGGUCCGCCGGGCCAACUUAGCGGACCACCGGGAUCCGGACCACCGUUGGGCCCAGCGCCACCCGGACUGCCGCCACACGCCGUGGUGGGCGUGGCUCAGCCACCGCCGCCGACCGCUCACCACGAUCAGCGGUAUCGCGACUUGGCCCUGCACCACCACCACCACACUUUGGUGCAGCAGCAGAUUGCCCAGCAGCAGCACUACCACCGCAGCCUCAAUGUGGCCGCCCAGGCGGAUAUGCAGCGCCAGAUGGACCAGGCGAAGCGCGUGAUGCGCCACCAGCAGCAUCAGCAGGCGCAGCACCAGCAGGCCCAGCAGCAGCACAACCAUGCGCUCGUCGAGCGGGACAGGGAGAUUCUGCAGAGCCAGGAGCGGAUGCGUGAGCGUGAUCGUGACAGGGAAAGGGAGCGAGAAAGGGAGCGGGAGCGGGAGCGUGAGAGGGAGCGUGAACGGGAGCGAGAGCAGCGAGACCGGGAACGUGAGCGGGAGCGGGAACGGGAGCGAGAGCGACGCGAACAGGACCGGGAGCGACGGGUGGUGGCCGAGGAACGGGAGCGGGACAGCCGGCGCAUGGAGCGCAUGUUCGCCGGCGGUGUGGUCACCGCACCAGGCGGACCCGGCGGCCCCGGCGGCGGACCCUCGCCCGGCCAGUUCCUGCGCGCCUCAGUGCCCGAGAGCGGUCCACCACGCUCCAUCCCAGAUCGCGAACGAGAAUCAUACUAUCGUCAGGCACAUGGAGGCCCCGCACCAGAGGACACGCCCGGCCAACUGAGCGCCCAGAGUCUGAUCGACGCCAUCAUCAAGCACGAGAUCAAUCGCUCGAAUGACGCAACUGCAGGACCUGGUCGCGAAUUCCCUCGCCCCACCUUCGUCCAUGCUCCGCUGCCGCCGCGCGGAUCGGGAUCAGGUGGCGCCGGAGGCACUCGCUCCUCGCCAGCGAACGUCUUGCAUCAGAUGUACGUGCGCGAUCAUCGGCAGCCGCACGAGAGCGGAGCAGUCUCGCUGCUGACGGCCGAGAACAAUGGCAAGCCCAGCUCCUCGGGAUCGCCCAGUGUGAUCAACAUUGACCUGGAUCAGGAACGCAUCUCGGCGGCCGCAGCCCAGGCAGUUGCCGCCCAGCAGCAGCAGCAGCAAGCUGCGCCGCCUCCCUCGCAAUCGUCGCAAUCGAGAUCCGUGCAUGGCCAGUUGAGGACGCCGACCUCCCAGGCGGGCGGUUCGGCUCCCAGUCCCCAGCAGCAGAUCCACACCAAGAGCAUCACCUUCGGGGAGCUGACGGAUUCGAUAAUUACCAACGACUAUGUGACCAAUCCGCAUCUGCGGCCGACGCCGCCGUUCAUGGCCUAUCUGCAGGAGGCGCAGUCCAUUCUGCCGCCGGAUCGCUGGAAGCAGAAUCGCCGCAUGCAGCAGAAGGCGGAGGAGGCGAAGCACCACUCGCAGCAGCAGCAGCAACAGCAUCAUGCUCAGCAUGCUCCUGGUGGCGGAGGAGCACCAGGCGGAGGAGGAGCACCCGGCGGAGGAGCACCCAGCGGAGGAGGAAGUGCCGCCGGCAGGGCCAACACGCCCGGCGAGGAUGGACGCAACAUAAUCCGAAUGCCGCAGGCGGUCAGUCCGCGUAAAUACAGCCACGAGAUGAUGCUGCAUCAUGUGAUGGGAGCCGGUGCGCCGGGCGGUGAGCCUGGACAGUUCUUUAUACCCAGCCGCGUCGUGAUGCCGGAGCAGCGGGGAGCGCCAGGCGGAGGAGGAGGAGCACCUGGCGGCGGCGGCGGUGGAGGAGGGGCUCCUGGCGCCGGAGGCCCCGGUUCCGGAGGAUCCACCAUUGACAACUAUGUAAAGAACCGCAUCGCCGAGGUGAUGCGCGAUGAUAUAAGCUAUGGGAAGAACCGAACGGUGGAGGUGCGAACGGAGGAGGACAUGGCCGAUAUGGUGGCCGCCCAAUCGCAUGCCGCCCAUGUUGCCCACGCCGCUCAAAUGGCCCAUGUGGCCCACGCUUUGGAGCUGCAGCACAGGAGCAAGGAGCAGCAGCAGCAGCAGGCGCCUCCGCCGGAGAUCAGUGUGUCGCGCAAGACGCCCAACCAAUACGAGGUGGUCGAUGCCAGCGGACGUCGCUCGGCGGGCAGUGCCGCCUCCGUUUCGGUCUCCGUCUCGGGAGCCAAUAGCCACCACUCGCCGUACCAUCCGCCGGCGGGAGCCUAUGCCCCCAGCACCUAUGCCUUUCCCUACAGCGCGCUGACCGUGCCGAGUGCCGCUGGGGGAUUGCCGCCGCCGCAGCCGCUGCAGCUGGCCCACCAGGCGCUCGCGCCGCCGGGGAAUCUGAGUGCCAAGGCCAAGGCGGCACAUGCUUUGAGUGAACUGGGCGCCGUCGGUGGCGGAGUGUCGCUGGUGGUGGGUGGAGGGUCGAGUGGAGGAGCACCCGGCGGACCAGGCGGCCCAAGUGGCGGAGGAGGCGGCGGCGGAGGAGGAGGAGGAACACCCGGCGGACCUGGUCACAAUUCCAUCCAGCAUUCCGCAUCGGCAGCCGCUGCUGUGGUGGCCGCUGCCGCAGCAGCCGCCGCGGCCGGCGAGUCGAAGCCGCUGCUGUUGUCCAAGUACGACGCCCUCAGCGACGAAGAUUAGUUGUGACUGCCGGCGUCGUCCGCGGCGUCGGCGUCGCACCUGCGGCCAGGAGCAAUAGCAGUAGCAGCGGCAGCACUGCCACCCGGCAGCGGCGGCACGAGCGUGGUCUACGGCUAUCCUGGCUACCGGCG